Molecule: messenger RNA, 1808 nt
Organism: Neurospora crassa OR74A
Lineage: Eukaryota; Fungi; Ascomycota; Sordariomycetes; Sordariales; Sordariaceae
Product: peroxisomal adenine nucleotide transporter 1
Exons: 4
Coding region: 576-1595 (339 amino acids)
Source: RefSeq, a predicted model, not a curated record
GCAAGACCUUUGAAAAGUUUCUGGGUGAUUGCUUUCCAUUCCACUUUCCCACGUACAUACAUACAUACUGGACUGGAUUCCACUUCCCUUGUGAGGUUGCCCCGUCGAGACCGCCAAAAAGUCGGAGUCCCACCGCCGGCCUCGGUACAAGUCAUUUGGACGGUCUGAAAUAACCUAAAAUCGUUGUAAAGGUAAACCACCUGGGUGCCCCCCUUCUUGCGCCCGUCGGUCCGUACAACUUGUCGUCACCGAUUUCCUUCCCUGUGUCGUGUGUGUUGUUAUCAUUCGGUCGCAUAUCCUUGCCUAUCUUGCCUUUCACUUUUGAGAUUGUAAAACCCCCCAUCUUUUGUUCUUAUUCGCAUCUGCCUCUUAUCAUUUUAUUUUCCGUUGUCGCGAUACCUAUCUACCAAAUUAUACACUGGUCCUGCCGUCCUACACGACAUUGACAUAAGCGGGGAUCUCGAGCCAGCGAUUGCGCCAACCAACACCGAGCGACCCUUUCCGUCUGAACCACGACCUCGAACUCGCGCCCCGAGCGUCCAGAGUAUUUCUAGAUAUCAAAGUAACAGUCAACAAUGGCAGCACACUCAAAGCCCGCCCAAUUGGGCCCCUGGGGGAAGGCCACGGCCGGCGCUGCUGGUGCCGCUUUCGCCAACGUGCUUGUAUACCCACUUGAUCUCAUCAAGACAAAACUUCAAGUCCAAGUCAAGAAGUCCGCCGACGUUGAAAAGCAAGAGGCUACGGCCAGCAAUGAGGUUCACUACAAGGGAACAUGGGACGCCCUCACCAAGAUCAAAAAUGCCGAGGGUAUUGCGGGUCUUUAUGCUGGCAUGAACGGUGCGCUACUGGGUGUCACGUCGAGCAACUUCGCCUACUUCUACUGGUAUUCGAUCGUCCGCACGCUUUAUCUCCAGUACCAAAAAUCGGACGCCCACCCCUCGACGGCCGCUGAGUUGUCCCUUGGCGCCGUUGCCGGUGCGCUCGGCCAGCUUUUCACCAUCCCAGUUGCGGUCGUCACCACCCGCCAGCAAACGCAAAGCAAGGAGGACAGGAAGGGCAUCAUCGAUACCGCUCGGGAGGUUGUCGAGGGCGAGGAUGGCAUUACCGGGCUCUGGAGAGGCUUGAAGGCUAGCUUGGUUCUGGUUGUCAACCCGGCUAUCACAUAUGGCGCGUACGAGAGGCUGAAGGAUAUUCUUUUCCCUGGAAAGAACACCUUGAAGCCCUGGGAGGCUUUCCUUCUUGGCGCAUUGUCCAAGUCGAUUGCCACCAUCGUCACCCAGCCCCUCAUUGUCGCCAAAGUAGGCCUGCAAUCCAAGCCUCCCGCGGCUCGCAACGGCAAGCCUUUCAAGAGCUUCGUCGAGGUGAUGGAGUUUAUUGUCAAGAACGAGGGCGCUUUGAGUUUGUUCAAGGGUAUCGGGCCCCAGCUUCUUAAGGGCUUUUUAGUACAAGGUAUCUUGAUGAUGACCAAGGAGCGUGUCGAGCUCAUGUUCAUCCUCUUUAUGCGCUUCCUUUCGAAGCUUCGGUCGCAGCAGCUCGGCAAGGCCGCUGCUUUGGCUGCCGCGGCAAAGGUUGCGUCCCCCGUCAUCGCCAAGUAGACGCUCCCUUCCAUUUCUUGAACAACCAAAGCACAUAUCAUGACUUGAACGUUCUGCUUGUACUGUAUUUCUGCUGCAUUUGAUGGCGGUCGUGUUUGGGGAAACAUACUCACAAUUCGGUAAUCUUCUGCCACUUGGGUUUCAUCUUUCAGCCGAACCUGGUUAUAUAGAGCGGAUAGAUAUCCCUUGGAUGCAAGACCUUCAUGAGUUCAG